UCAUGCAUGUAACUGCUUCCUAAUUACACCCGGAGUCACAUCGUAGCUCGCACUGCACUCGAGGCUCGUUAGUCGGGGCUCGCACCCGGAGUUUGGAUUCGGGGCGACCCAGGUGGCACAGCCUCUCUGGUCGUGUGACAAUGGUCGCUGCACCGGCUGUCCAGCCCAUGGGGCUGGCAGCACUGCUUCCAUCAACGGAUUCGCUUGCGGGCACGUCGGGACGGGAGGCGCUGGGCUACGUGGCCGCGGCCACGGUUGUAGCUGUUGCUAGCGGCCCGCUUGCUACUAUCGCUUAUCGGGGAGGUAGCCGGGCUGCGCUGCUGGGCCGGGCGGCCGCGACCGCUGCCGCGCCCGCUGCGCUCUACGCAUGGGGUCCCGCGAACUUCACUGCGCGCGCCCUCGCGCCGGCGGUGUCCAGCGCUGGGGCGGGUGCAACCUUGGAACCGCUCAAUAUGCUGGACGACGUCAAGUACGUACUGAGCUACUACCACCCCAUCAACAUUAUCAAAAUCCUGGCAAAGAACCUGGGUAUGCAGCUGCUGAUGAAGUUCAACCGCUACCUGGGCGAGUACCUGGAGCACGAGCAGGAGGCGCUGCAGGCGGAGGCACAGGGGCAGGACGCGCCGCCGCCGCCGCCCCUCCCGGACCUUCAGCCCGCGCUGGACCGCGGCCUUGCCGCCGCCGCGCGCGAGGUGGCCGUGGGCACCGUCCGCCGCAUCUACGAGCGCAUCGCGCUUGCCCGUCUAGGCUACCCGCGCGCCGCCGCCCUGCUCCGCGACUCCAGGCAUUGGAUCCGCGACGUUCUGGCGCCGCAGCUGGCGGCGCAGAAGGCGAGCCUGGGCAAGCGCUUUGUGAAGUACCAGUUCGCCACGCUGCACGCCAGCGGGUUGUUCUGGGCGGCCGACUGCACGGUGGCGGUGGCGCAGCACGUGGCGCGGGUGGCGGCGCGGCACGACCUGGCGCCCGCCAAGAAGGCGGCGCUGCUGGCGCGCGGCGUGUCGCUGCAGGUGGUGCGUGCGGCUGUGGUGCUGGCGGCGGUGUCGGUGGGCGCGGCGGCGGGCAGCCUGGUGCGCCCCGGCCUGGGCACCACGCUGGGCCAGCUGCUGCCGGAGGUGGGCAUGUCCAUCGUCAUGGCAUACGUGGUGGAGGCGCUGCUGGACAUGCCGCCCGAGCCCACGCCGGAGCCGGCGGCGGCCUAGGCGGGGCGCGGGGGCAGGUGGUGUGGGCGGAUGGGCGUGGUGGGGGUGGUGGGCGUGGUGGGGUUGGUGGGGGGGUGGUGUGGGGGUGUGGUGUGGGUGGUGCAGGGGCAGGCGGUACGGGAGCAGGCUGGCGUGGAAGCAGGCGGUGUGGAGGCACGCGGCGUGGGAGCAGGCGGUGUGGAAGCACGCGGCGUGGGAUCGGGCCGGCGCAGGGGCGGGUUGGUGCGGUGGCAGGCGGCUGGUGGAUGUGCGGAUGGGGCUGUGCAGGCGGCGCCGCGGAGGCCGGAGGCGGGGGGCCGGAGGCGGGGGGCAAGGCACGCAGCGAGGGAGGGGGCCUUCGUGCCUUGGCAGGGCAGUGGGCGGGUGGGGCGCCGGCGCGGGGCUGCCAGUGGCGCAAUGCCCUCCCUGGCGGAGCGCGAACAUGCGGGCAAUCAGGCAUGGACUCGGCGGUUGCUGGGGUGCUGCCGAGCGCAUGUAGGCGGGCGCAUGGGUACAGGAGGCUCGUCGUCACUCUCGGCGCGGCGCAAGGGGCUCGCUUGUGGGAGUCUGUGUGGCGACUGGCAAAGUGGUGGGUCGUGCAACCUGGGCGGUAGCCCCGGGCGGAAGCGUAGGGGGUGGGGUUUAGUUUGUUGCUUGUCAUGAAGGAGUGUAAGAUACAUGCGGGGAUGCCGGAGUCAAAUGACUGGCCAGGGCGGCGCGCGGGUGUGUCUACGCGGCGGGCAGUCACUACCGCCGCCACGCUGCGCUCUGCCGCAGCCAGCAGGGACACCACCAAUGUGAUCGUCUGCGGGCUGCCAUUCGGUCAUCCGGGACUGACGGCAGUGUAAACCU
Molecule: messenger RNA, 2030 nt
Organism: Chlamydomonas reinhardtii
Lineage: Eukaryota; Viridiplantae; Chlorophyta; Chlorophyceae; Chlamydomonadales; Chlamydomonadaceae
Exons: 5
Coding region: 141-1199 (352 amino acids)
Source: RefSeq, a predicted model, not a curated record